AUGUUAACCACGUCCACAACAAGGAGUCGCAAUCCUUCGGAGCAGCCUCCCGCCAAGAGGCGACAGCGGGCAGCGUAUGCGCUCGUCGCUUGCACGGCUUGCAAGGCACGAAUCCAGAGACUCGAGUCGACCUUGGCAAAGAUUCAACAGAGCGUCAACUCACUGAUAGAUCUCACUGCCCACACGACAGCUGAGCAGAACGAUAGACAGAGCCAACGACUGCCAUGCUCGAAGGAUGCACCCUCGGGGUUUGUUUUAUCAGAGACUUCAGUCCACCGUCAGAGCCUGUACGCUUGCGAAGCGUCUGACCUCAAUAAUGGACGAGACCUUCCCAUGCAUCCAAUCAGCUUUGUUCACUCAUUCGAAGUCGCCAAGAGCAAACUCCAGACUAAAGGGUAUCCUAUGUCGAUCGGUUCCGAUGUAUCAAGCAUACCGGGCCCAUCAACCACUGCUGGGAGCCCCCCGGUGUCUUCCUCCCUUCCACGACACUCUGUGCAGUCCCUAAUUGAACUUGGCCACGACGAAACCCUACGACUCUUGUCUUUAUUCCAAGAUGCGUUGGCUCCAUUCUAUCCUUGCUUUGACAUUGAUGCCGCCAAGGAACUGUCAAGAAUCAUCUUCGACAGAUUCAGCCGACCGAGUUCGAUCGCGGGGCCGGCUCGGUCAAGUGAGGAAUGCCCGCUUCAUCCAAAACGAGUCGAAAUAUUAAAGGGACUCCUUUCUCUGUCUCUAUUGUUUGAUGCCUGCGAUGGCAGUGGAGUCAGCUUUGACAUGAACAGGCAUGAUGUGCCCAUAGAGUGGUCCAUCGAUGCUUGUGCGAUUUACGGAACGCCCGAACUUGACGAUGUGCUUAUGGCAAUUCUUCUGGUAAGCGCUCCAUCCUGGUUCAUCCGGAACGGUAUUCUGCUUUCGCUUGCUUCAACUGACGGCCUCUCAAACCACAGCAUCGAUUUCUUGCAUCGAGAUGAGCCUCUUAAAGCGAGCAGGGUUCUCAGCUUUGCUUUUCGUGCAGCUCUUGAGCUUGGCAUGCAUAAGAUAUCGGGGCCGACCGCGGUGGAUCUCAGCUCAGAGGAACUUGAGUCACGCAAGCUCAUAGUAUGUACUAUUUACAGCCUUGACCGUGCUACUGGUCUAGCAACAGGUCUUCCAUUCUCGGUCGAUGAUACUUAUGUGGAUGAGAAUUGCUUCCAUUUGAAAGGAUGCGCAGCUAAUACAAGAGGCCAGCGCGAAACACAAGCAUUUUUGCGUUGCUCUAUCGCAUAUGAUCGCUUACUGUUGGACAUCUACAGCCUUAACAACGAGGGUCCGCUAAGCAAGCAAGUCAACCAGGACAGGAUCGAUUUACUGGGAAUGAAGAUCGAUCGUAUCCUCAACCAAAUACCGGAACACUUGCAAUACCACCAGCCGCAAAACCUGGGACAAAGCCCCAGAGCCCGCUCUAUCGCCAGCCAGCAGGCAGUUCUUCGCAUUCGCGGACAUCAUCUCAAAAUCUUGUUGAAAACACGAGAUUUAUUCCCUAUAAAGGGCAGCGCUCAACAGGAAGACUCUGCUCGAGUGCUUCUCGAGUCUGAUAGACAUCUUGAAUGCCUUUUUGACUACUUCACGAUGUCUGCGCUAGCAGCGCUCGUUCUUACAGUAUCCCAGAACCCUCCGUGCUUUAGUCAAUUUGCAGGUCCAGCUUUCCACAAGGCUAUUGCGAUCCUCAGGUCUUCGCCUCGUCGUGUCUACAGGCCACAGAGGCUGUGGUGUUCGUUUGACGAACUUGAGAAGAUUGCCGCUUCACUAGGGAUCCCGCCUUCUGAGGGCGCUCCAAUGCCCUUCAACAUGCCCACAAUCGAUACCACAGGGCAGUCACCGUUUACGCAAGGUGGCAUACUCCAAAUGCCAAUAGGCCCAUAUGGAUCCAAUGGUGGAUAA
Messenger RNA from Fusarium tjaetaba, 1917 nucleotides. Its product is annotated as C6 transcription factor. Gene Ontology annotation, biological process: DNA-templated transcription. Gene Ontology annotation, molecular function: DNA binding; zinc ion binding. Lineage: Eukaryota; Fungi; Ascomycota; Sordariomycetes; Hypocreales; Nectriaceae. The transcript has 6 exons. The coding region runs from base 1 to 1917 and encodes 638 amino acids. The record is from RefSeq and is a predicted model, not a curated record.